Messenger RNA from Dichotomopilus funicola, 2142 nucleotides. RefSeq lists its product as uncharacterized. The transcript is spliced from 6 exons. The record is from RefSeq and is a predicted model, not a curated record. NCBI's taxonomy places the organism in Eukaryota, Fungi, Ascomycota, Sordariomycetes, Sordariales, Chaetomiaceae. The coding region runs from base 1 to 2142 and encodes 713 amino acids.
AUGGCGUCCCAAUUCAGGGCCAUGAUGGCCACAUUUAUCUCAGCUUUAUUGCUCUUACUCAUACUCCCUGGCCCCGUCGCGGCGCAGGAAACCUCGCCUGGGGGCAAGACGUUCUCAAACGAUGCAUGGGACUGCAGCGGAUGGCAUACCGUGAAGUCAGGCGAGACAUGCAAGAGCGUCGAGAAGAAGUACAACAUCACAAACACCGACUUUUUGCACUGGAACCCGUCGGUCUCCAAGGACUGCAAAACCAACUGGAAGGCCGAAUACUCGUACUGCGUGCGGGUCGGAGCUCCGACGGAGACGGUGAAGGGCAUUGCGGCCAACUGCAACAAGUGGCAUGUCGUUGCGAAGGGUGAUGACUGUCCGUCCGUGGAAAAGAAGUAUAAAAUCACCUCCGCCGAGUUUCUCAAAUGGAACCCAGCAGUCGACAAGAAAUGCACCAAGAACUUUUGGGUGAAGUAUUCAUAUUGUGUUGGGAUUGACAAAGAUGCGCAUCCCACGAGCACUUCUACCACGAAGAGCACGUCCAAAACUUCCUCCAAAACUUCCACCAAAACUAGCAGCACCAAGACAGUGCCCACAUCGACACCUCCAUAUUCUACGCGGAAUCCCGUCACUUCAUACAGCAACACGCCUGGAAAGACGGCGACUGCUUUCCCACCCGAGCACACCAAGCCCGGUCAGCCGCCUAACUGCAACCGCUGGCACUGGGUCAGUAUCGGAGAUAGUUGUCAGAGCAUCGUUAAUCUUUACAGCACUCGUCUCACUGCGGAGCAGUUCCAUGAAUACAACCCAUCCGUGGGUGAUGACUGCAGCGGCCUCUUCGUGGGGUGGUAUGUCUGCGUUGGCACGCAGUCCAAGACCUCCUCGAGCAUUGGCUGGUCCACGAGUGCUACCAAUGCCUCGAUUCCUGCGCCAACGGAGUUCAACCCGCCUCCGGCCACGUUUGUGCAGAACUUCACUGCUGAGCCGCACCAGUCCGGUAUCCCUGACAGCUGUGGGAACUUUUAUCUCGCUCAGAACGGAGACACUUGCAAAACCGUGCUAGGUAUCUACAACUACAUCAACAAAGACCAAUUCUUCGAUUGGAACCCUGCGCUCAAGGGCAACUGUGACAGUCUCCAAUCGGGCAUGUAUUACUGCGUGGCAAACUUUGAGGCCGGCAAAGCGCCCAUGCCAGCCACGCUGACGUCCGGCGCUUCACCCACGGCGUCGGGCACGACGUCAGAAUGCAAGGCAUGGUAUCAAGCAGUGGGCAGCGAUAACUGCGCGACCAUUUCCAUCACUUUUGGGACCUUUUCUGAAGACGACUUCAUCACCUGGAACCCCUCCGUCUCCCCAGACUGCAGCACCAUCGUUGAAAACACCUUCUACUGCGUCGCCGUCCCGGGCACGCCCACGACCCGUACCGCCACUGUACCCCCAACCCCCACAGGUUCCCGGCCUACGCAAUCCGGCAUCAACCCCAAGUGCACCCGUUACUGGCUCGUCUCGCCCUCAGACAGCUGCGAUUCUAUCCAGCGCGCAACGCAUCUCUCGUCUGAGGACUUCCACGCGUGGAACCCGGCGCUGGGUGAUGACUGUAAGGGGCUCGAGGUGAAUUACUAUGUUUGUGUGUCGACCAAACCCGUGGUAAAGCCGACUUCGACGGUCACCGUUCCUGGUGAUGGGAAUGGCGGUGGUGGUGGUUCGACGAAGACGACGAAGACCACUACGAAGACUGGGACGGAGACGACUAAACCGCCGGCUACCACCACAACGGGCGAGCCGGUGUCGACGCCGACGCCGCAUAUGCCGGAUAUGGUUGAGGGGUGUGUGCGGUUCUUUUACCGGGGUAAGGAUGCGGCGGACAUGUUUUGUCAAGAUUUGGCGGAUGCUGCGGGGAUUUCCGUUGAGGACUUUUACGCAUGGAACGGCGACAUGGGCAAGGAUUGUACCGGCCUCUGGGCGAACAACUGGUACUGUAUCGGUAUCUCGGGGCCGCACACGACCAUCUCGAGCGGGACGCCCAAGCCGCCGGCUUCUACAACAGCGGCUUCGACAAAGUCUGGGAGCGCAUCGACGACGAAGUCGGCUAGCAAGUCGUCUAGCAAAUCAUCAAGCAAGUCGGCAAGCAAGUCAGCUACUAAGUCAGCAUAG